AUGGAGGUAAAGACCUCCCCACCUAUGAACAUCAAAAUGGUUAAAAUGAUGAGCUGGGCAUUGGAGAAAACCUCCAUUUCAACGGUGGACAUGCUAGAAACAGUUGAGGCAGAGACAGAGGUGAAAAACAAAUCUAAAUUCCUAGGCCGAAAAGAAGGAUCCGUUCUUGACUUCAAGGCCUUGAGAACCCCAAAACCAAGAAAGGAGAGGGUGACAAAAUAG
Molecule: messenger RNA, 222 nt
Organism: Prunus armeniaca (apricot)
Lineage: Eukaryota; Viridiplantae; Streptophyta; Magnoliopsida; Rosales; Rosaceae
Source: the annotation of a GenBank genome assembly